AUGCAGCUGAGCGAGCACACGGAGAUGACGUGGGUGGGCGUCGCCUGCGCGGCAGCGAGCGCUGUGGUCGUGCCGCUGCUGCUGCAUCGCAUCUUCUUCUUCAAGAAGGUGGAUCAUGGGCGAACAGCAGGCAGCUGCUCGCUUGAGGAGUACAUGAUUAAGCAUGAAAUGAGUGAGACAGAAGCCAAGUUUCAGGUGGCCGUGGACUUUAUCGCUGCACAGAAGGACAACAAGAUGACGAACGAGCAGAAAUUGACUCUUUAUGCGUUCUAUAAGCAAGCACACUUUGGCAAAUGCAGUGUGGAUAAACCGUCUAGCGCGGAUAUCGUGGGGAACGCGAAGUGGGAGAGUUGGAAGGCUUUGGGUGAUUUGGACCAGGAAGUAGCAAAGCAGCAGUAUUUGGAGUGCGUGCAAGAUCUCUUCGAGGAGUUCGACGUGCAUGGUCCCAAGACAUGGCGCUCAUCGUUGAUUUCACCGUCAAAUGUCGCAAACAAGACAAUGGCGUUGUGCGACCAUAUUUCAAUGGCUGGAGCUGUCAGUAUGCCGGAGGUGAAUAUGUCAACGGAUGAGUGGAAGGUGAAAGAUGACGUUUUUCACUAUGCCAGCACGGGAGAUUUGGACAAGCUUUUGCCUGCAUUGGACCAAGGAGAAGACAUCGAUACUCAGGACCCUGAAGGACGGACCAUGUUGCAUUGGGCUGUCGAUCGUGAUCAAACAGCGGUAGUGGAGGAACUGCUGCACCGCAAGGCGUUACCAAACGUUCAAGACAAGGACGGUAUGACACCGCUACAUUACGCAGCGAGCUGCGAGCACGAGGGGAUGGUUGAGUUGCUGGUAAGAAAUGGAGCCUUCGUGGAUAUAGAAGACUUCGAUGGUGACACGCCCUUCAUGACGGCCUCGAGCCCUGCGCUUCAGGAGAUCAUGGCUGAUGGUCCCACCAGUAGUACUCUGUAG
Messenger RNA from Hyaloperonospora brassicae, 954 nucleotides. The record is from the annotation of a GenBank genome assembly. Lineage: Eukaryota; Oomycota; Peronosporomycetes; Peronosporales; Peronosporaceae.